CAUUACAUAUGCCAUUUCAUUUCCCUGAACUCUCCUUUGUCAUUUUCCCAAAGAGAUAUAGAUAGUGGUUGAACAAAAAAGUGUUUUGUUUUAUUUUAUGUAACGUACAAAAAGGUUUGAUAGAAGUAGAAAUUAAAAAUGUGACUGAGUCCCCAAGGAACGUAACAUUACAAUCCAACACUUCUUCAACUCACUCUCUUUAAUUUCCUUGAUCCAUUCUUCUUUCUCCAAAUUACAAGUUAGGGAAAUUAAGCUAAGAUAAGUUAGGAAGAUGAGUGAGAACUUAAUGGAAAAAGUGAACGCAUUAGGAGAGCGUCUCAAGAUUGGUGGGGUGGAAGUAGGUCGAAAGAUGAGUGCCGGAAUGAGUUCUAUGAGCUUCAAAGUAAAGGAAUUUUUCCAUGGUCAAAACCAUGCAGACAGGCUCGUCGAGGAGGCUACAUCAGAGUCCCUCGACGAGCCUGACUGGUCUAUGAACCUUCAAAUCUAUGACUUGAUCAAUGAUCAUGAAAGCAUCAACGCAGGCGAAGUGGUUCGGGCGAUCAAGAGGAGGAUCAUGAUGAGGAAUAAUCCGAGGAUUCAGUACCUUGCAUUGGUCCUUCUUGAAGCAUUGCUUAAGAAUUGUGACAAUAAGGGAUUCAUGGAAGUGGCAUCUGAGAGAGUUCUUGAUGAGAUGGUUAAACUAAUUGAUGAUCCUUUAACAGUUUCUAGUAACCGCAACAAGGCUUUGAUCAUGAUUGAGGCUUGGGGAGAAUCAACCACUCAGCUUCGUUAUUUGCCUAUUUUUGAAGAAACUUACAAGAGUUUGAAAUCAAGGGGUGUUGGAUUUCCUGUGAGAGACAAUGAAAGCUUGGCUCCAAUUUUCACUCCUCCUCCUCGUCGUUCAUCCUCUGCUGCUGAUUCAGAUGAUAUCAUUUUACCACAUCCCAUUCGCUAUGAUAUUCCCAUGCGAAGCUUCACCUCUCAACCAACAACAAAGGAAGCUUUUCAUGUUGCAAGAAACACCAUUGAGCUUCUCUAUACUGUCUUAUCUUCUUCACCACACCAGCAACUUUUACGGGAUGAACUGACAACCUCAUUAGUACAACAGUGUCAAAGGUCUCAAUGUGAUGUGCAAAGAAUAGCUGAGACUUCUGGAGACAAUGAAGCACUUCUUUUUGAGGCAUUGAAUGUGAAUGAUGAGAUUCAAAAGGUUCUAACCAAGUAUCAAGAAUUCAACAAGCCUACAGCUCCUCCUGCUCUGCCUACAUUUACUCCACUCCAACCGGUUGAGGCGGAGGAAUCACCCGGCCGGAACACAACUGAAGAUGAUGAUGAUGAUGAUGCCUUGAUUAGGAAGCCAAGUGAUUCAAGGGUUGGAUUGAGCCAUGAUGACAUGAUGCAUGAUCUUGAUGAGAUGAUUUUUGGCAAAAGAGGUGUUGGAGAUGAUCCUACCAACCAACACCAAUCAUCAAAGCAUGAUCUCAUCUCCUUCUAAUUAUUUAUGCUUGCAACAAACGACACAUAACCUUAAUUAGUUAUAUACUUAAUUACUAGUUACUUCUAUAAUAUAUUAGAUCAUGGUUUUGAACCUUGUUCUUCAAACCUCGUUGAUUUAUUUAAAAUGCGUCCUAUAAAUACAUAUAA
Messenger RNA from Arachis ipaensis, 1623 nucleotides. Its product is annotated as TOM1-like protein 1. The record is from RefSeq and is a predicted model, not a curated record. Gene Ontology annotation, molecular function: ubiquitin binding; phosphatidylinositol binding. NCBI's taxonomy places the organism in Eukaryota, Viridiplantae, Streptophyta, Magnoliopsida, Fabales, Fabaceae. Gene Ontology annotation, biological process: protein transport to vacuole involved in ubiquitin-dependent protein catabolic process via the multivesicular body sorting pathway.